GUCGAGAAUGUGGUGAUGGGGAUCAACGGCCAAUUUCCAGGCCCAACCAUCCGAGCAAAAGCAGGAGAUACCGUUGAUGUUGAACUCACUAACAAACUCUCCACUGAGGGAGUUGUCAUUCAUUGGCAUGGAGUCAGACAGUUUGGAACACCUUGGGCAGAUGGAACUGCUUCCAUUUCGCAGUGUGUUAUCAACCCUGGAGAGACCUUUCAUUAUAGGUUCAAAGUUGACAGGGCAGGAACAUACUUUUACCACGGGCACUUUGGCAUGCAAAGAUCAGCGGGGUUGUACGGGUCUCUGAUAGUGGAGGUGGGAGAAGAAGGGAAAGAGCCAUUUUAUUAUGAUGGGGAGUUCAACCUAUUGCUUAGCGACUGGUGGCACCAAAGUGUUCAUCACCAAGAGGUUGGCCUCUCCUCCAAUCCUUUUCGUUGGAUUGGUGAACCUCAGACAUUGCUGAUCAACGGGCGAGGACAGUACAACUGUUCCAUGGCCGCCCAGUUUAGAAGGCCGGAAUCUUCCUCCUCCACGCAGUCUCAGUGCAAAUUCAGAGGAAACGAACAAUGCGCACCCCACAUCCUACGCGUGCGUCCAAAUAAGACCUACAGGCUCAGGGUUGCAAGUACUACUGCACUUGCUUCUCUCAACUUGGCCAUUGGGAAUCACAAAAUGGUGGUGGUGGAAGCUGACGGGAACUAUCUGCAACCGUUUUCGGUGGACAACUUGGACAUAUACUCUGGUGAAAGCUACUCAGUCCUGAUAACCACAGACCAAGACCCUUCCAAGAAUUACUGGCUCUCUGUAGGUGUAAGAGGAAGGCUUCCCGAGACUCCUCCUGGCCUUGCCAUUCUGAAUUACAAGCCAACUUCUGCAUCAAAGCUCCCAACUUCUCCACCACCGGUGACUCCUCGAUGGAAUGAUUAUAGCCAUAGCAAGGCCUUCUCUAAAAAGAUUUUUGCUCUGAUGGGGUCGUCAAAACCUCCUAAAAGUUAUGAACGUCGGAUCAUUCUGCUCAACACUCAAAAUAAGAUCAAUGGGUACACCAAGUGGGCUAUAAAUAAUGUCUCCUUAGCAUUACCACCCACUCCUUAUCUGGGCUCCAUAAAAUAUGGCCUGAAAAAUGCUUUCUAUAGAUAUAGCCCGCCGGAGAACUUUGAUGAAAAGUACGACGUGAUGAGUCCACCAACAAACCCUAACUCAACUAGUGGCAGUGGGGUUUACUUACUAAGUUUCAAUACCACAGUCGAUGUGAUACUUCAAAAUGCCAAUGCAUUGAGCGCAAAUGUUAGCGAAAUACACCCCUGGCAUUUGCAUGGUCAUGAUUUCUGGGUGUUGGGCUAUGGAGAAGGGAAAUUCUCAGUCAAGGAUGAGAAGAAACUCAACUUGAAGAACCCACCCUUGAGGAAUACUGCAGUAAUCUUCCCCUACGGAUGGACAGCCUUAAGGUUUUUGGCAGAUAAUCCAGGAGUGUGGGCCUUCCACUGCCACAUUGAGCCUCAUUUUCAUAUGGGUAUGGGUGUUGUGUUUGCUGAAGGUGUUCAUCAUGUGAAUAACAUACCUAAUGAGGCUCUCACCUGUGGUCUGACUGGGAAGAUGUUCCUGAGCAAGAACAAUUGA
This is a messenger RNA of Juglans microcarpa x Juglans regia, 1614 nucleotides long. Its product is annotated as L-ascorbate oxidase-like. The record is from RefSeq and is a predicted model, not a curated record. Gene Ontology annotation, cellular component: extracellular region; plasmodesma. Gene Ontology annotation, molecular function: oxidoreductase activity; copper ion binding. The coding region runs from base 16 to 1614 and encodes 532 amino acids. Lineage: Eukaryota; Viridiplantae; Streptophyta; Magnoliopsida; Fagales; Juglandaceae. The transcript has 5 exons.